This is a messenger RNA of Pyrenophora tritici-repentis Pt-1C-BFP, 891 nucleotides long. Its product is annotated as UreF, Urease accessory protein UreF. Lineage: Eukaryota; Fungi; Ascomycota; Dothideomycetes; Pleosporales; Pleosporaceae. The record is from RefSeq and is a predicted model, not a curated record. Gene Ontology annotation, molecular function: nickel cation binding.
AUGGCACCACCACAUCCCGAUCAGCGCGUUCUAUGCGUACGAGACGAGGUAGCGGAGCUCGAACGACGACUACGUGAUGCGAAAGCGCGGUUGAGUCCAGAAUGUAGAGACGCGACAUCGACACCCUCGUCGGCGGUGACGGGUGAUGCUACAGCAGCCCUCCAUGCUCUUCUCCUCCUUUCCGACUCGGCCCUACCUCUAGGUUCGUUCGCGUUUAGCAGUGGCUUGGAGUCUUAUCUUGCGCAUCACAAGCCGUCGCCGCCGUCGGCCUCGCAGGUACCGGCGUUUAACACGUUUCUCUGCCUCUCGUUGUCGACACUUGCAAGUACAUCGCUGCCAUAUGUACUGGCUGGAUAUCGCAAUCCGGGUGAUAUCGAGACGCUGGAUAAUGACUUUGACGCGAGUACACCGUGUACGGUUGCGCGACGAGCAAGCAUAGCACAAGGACGAGCAUUACUCGCGGUAUGGGAUCGGAGUUUCCGACCACAAUAUACAACCCAGGACGGCUCCGACCCAGCGGACACGACACCAGCAUUAAAGGCGCUCGCAACCUUUUCCGCCGGACUCCGCUCCUCGGAGCACAUCAACGUGCACCUGGCCCCGCUCUGGGGUCUCGUUACAAGCAUCCUGGCCGUCCCGCUGCAACAGGCGGCUUACCUGUUUCUAUUCUCGCACGCGCGGACGGUGGUUAGUGCGGCGGUUAGGGCGAGCGUCAUGGGGCCGUAUCAGGGGCAAGCGGUGCUUGCCAGUGGGGAGCUGCAGGAUAGGAUACGCGGGUUGGUGGAUGAGGGGUGGGAGAGGGGGGUUGAGGAUGCGGGACAGAGUGUUCCGGUUAUGGAUCUUUGGGUGGGGAGGCAUGAGAAGUUGUAUUCGAGGAUAUUCAAUUCUUGA